AUGCAACCCCCGCUGGCACCAGCACCACAUCCUAACAUGCAGAAUGCUCAGGAUCCCGCGGACCAGGUUCUCCACGAUCAACUGCUAGCUGCCCAGCACAACCUGCAGUCGCGUCCUCAGGUUCCAGGCCAGCAGCAGCACAUGCAGGCUAACAAUGCCAACACUCGCGAGCAGGCCAACAUUGACCCGGCCAUCUCGGGUGCUGCCAUGAUGAGUGCUCCUCAACCUCCUGUGCAGUUCAAGCAGGCUUCACCCGAGGAUGGAAGCCCUAAGGCUUACGGCGGUGGAAAGCGUGAACUUUCUACCUCCAAGCGCGCCGCCCAAAACCGCGCCGCCCAGCGUGCUUUCCGUCAGCGCAAGGAAAGCUACAUUCGCAAGCUCGAGGAGGAUAACAAGGACCUCGAGUUACUCCGCGAGAACCUGCAGAAGAGUUACACUGAGAAUUACCAGCUGCGUGAGCACAUCAUCACCUUGCAAACCCGCCUCAUGGAGGUCCAAGUCGAAGUUCCCGACCUCCCUGCCAACAUCGACCUUAGCCAGCCUCGUCACGGCCUGGCUCUGGCCGCCGCCGGCAUAAAUGUCGGCGCCUCCGGUGCCAUCGCCCCCAACCCCACUGGACCCCAACAGGCUCAGCACCCCGGCUCGGAUGAUCUGAACCGUCUCGCCGUUGCUGGCCUUGGAAUGCGCAAGCACGAGGAGACCAAUUUCCUCACCAACAGCUUCCAGCAGAACAAGCGUGCCCGUACUGAUGACGUCCAGGGUGACAACACCGACCCUAGCAUCAAGGUUGAUGGCCACCACCACGGUCUUCCUCUGGCUUAG
Molecule: messenger RNA, 822 nt
Organism: Penicillium taxi
Lineage: Eukaryota; Fungi; Ascomycota; Eurotiomycetes; Eurotiales; Aspergillaceae
Exons: 4
Coding region: 1-822 (273 amino acids)
Cellular component (GO): RNA polymerase II transcription regulator complex
Molecular function (GO): transcription cis-regulatory region binding; DNA-binding transcription activator activity, RNA polymerase II-specific
Source: RefSeq, a predicted model, not a curated record